Myripristis murdjan (pinecone soldierfish) is the source of this 2307-nucleotide messenger RNA. Its product is annotated as zinc finger protein OZF-like. The transcript is spliced from 2 exons. Gene Ontology annotation, biological process: regulation of transcription by RNA polymerase II. The coding region runs from base 72 to 1682 and encodes 536 amino acids. Gene Ontology annotation, cellular component: nucleus. Lineage: Eukaryota; Metazoa; Chordata; Actinopteri; Holocentriformes; Holocentridae. Gene Ontology annotation, molecular function: DNA-binding transcription activator activity, RNA polymerase II-specific; RNA polymerase II cis-regulatory region sequence-specific DNA binding. The record is from RefSeq and is a predicted model, not a curated record.
GAAGUGUUUACUUUCCCGGUCGCUUUUUGUUUUAGUCCGAGGGCAGUCGAAAGUGCGCAGAAAGCAGGAAAAUGUGUGCCGUGCAGCUGCUCAGGGUGUCGGUACAUGAGCGGAUCACCGCUGCUGCUGAAGACUUUCUGCUGUUUCUGGAAACCAGAAAAGAAAUAGCUGAAAUCCCGGACCUCAGAACGCUGCUCAACCAGCGGCUAACUGCGGCUGCGGAGGAGAUUUUAGGGCUGUUUGAGAAAACCGUAGCGGAAUAUGAGGACAAAGUUCACCAGUCAGAGAAAGAGAUGUGCCGCCAGAGGAACCUGCUCAACAUCGUUCUGAACCCCGAAGUCAAGCUGCACAGGGCAGUCUUACCUCCAGGUGUCCAGCAGCAGUUUGUCAAGAAAGAAGAGAACAUUCUGGACCAGGAGGAGCCAGAGCCUCCUCACAUUAAAGAGGAACAGGAGGAACUCCCAACCAGUCAGGAGGGAGAGCAGCAUCGAGGGCUGCAGGAGACUAAUAUCACUCCUGUCCCUGUGAAGAGUGAAGAUGAUGAAGCAAAAGCUCAGUCCUCACAGCUUCAUCCAAGCCAAACUGAGGAGAACAAACAGGCAGAGCCUCUAGCCAGCAGCUCAGCUGAACAGAUGGAAACAAAACCUGAUGGAGAGGACUGUGUGGGAUCAGAACCAGUCAGAAACUUGGAUCCAACUGGUGGUUUACAACCAGCUAGAGGUGGCCAGCUCCUCUCUUCACACUCUUCUGAACCUGAGACGGAAGACCUUGACGAUGGUUGGGAAGAAACAAGAAAACCUCAGCCAGGUUUAGAGCCACCAAACAAACUCUUUUUCAGUCAGAACAACUCUAAUACUGGGGAGAAUUCAUCUACCUGCUCUGUGACAAACCACACAGGAAAGAAACUUUGGAGUUGUUCAGUUUGUGGUAAAAUCUUUAAACAAAAGGGUGACUUCAGCAGACACAUGAUGAUACACACAGGAGAGAAACCAUUUAGCUGCUCAGUCUGCAACAAAAGGUUUAGCCAGAAUGGAAAAGUACAGAUCCACAUGCGAAGUCAUACAAAUGAAAAACCAUUUAGCUGCAAAGUUUGUGGCCAAAGAUUCAAACACAGAUACACAGUGGUUACACACAUGAGACUUCACACAGGGGAGAAACCAUUUAGUUGCUCAGUGUGUACUAAAUCAUUUGUUUGCAAAGGAAACAUGCAGGCACACAUGGCAACCCACACAGGAGCUAGACCAUUUAGCUGCUCAUUUUGUGGCAAAAGUUUCACUGAAAAAGGAUCCCUGAGCAAACACACAAGAAUCCACACAGGAGAGAGGCCAUAUAGUUGUUCGAUGUGUGGCAAAAGUUUCAGUGAAAAAGGAUCUUUGAAAAAACACAUGAGAACCCAUACAGGAGAGAAACCAUUUAGUUGCUCAAUCUGUGGUAAAGGUUUCACACAGAAAGGUGACUUUAACAGACACACCAGAAUCCACAGAGGUGAGAAACCAUUUAGUUGCUCCGUCUGCAACAAAAAAUUUAGCCUCCGUGGAAAUUUACAGAUCCAUAUGCGACUUCAUACCAAUGAAAAACCAUUUAGCUGCAAAGUUUGUGGUGAAGCAUUCAAGUACAGCCGAACAGUGGUUAAACACAUGAGAAUCCACACAAGAGAGAAACCAUUUCAUUGCUCAGUGUGAUAAGUGUUUUACUGAUGCAAGAAUUUGAAAUAACAAAACCAACAAAAACAUGAAAGUUUACACAGGUGAGGAACUCUUAAGUUGGAGUGUGUUUGGGAGAAGUUUGAGGCUAUUCCCAUUAACAACUGCCCUGAGAAAUCCAAAAACAAGAUGACAGCUGUCCGUCUGUACACAACUGGAAUUAACAUGAGUCUCAAAAUGCAUCUCACCUGCCCACUUUUGUUCGGAUCUCAGCUUGUAUUCGGAUUUCUCCAGAUGGUUGUUAUAACCAGGUGGGAGCAGCCUCUUUCAGCAGGCAUUUGUGUAUUAGGAGACAUGAGUUUGUUGUGAGAGAGAGGCAGCAGGUGAAUCUGCAGAGCUGCUGCUUAAGCUCAACUGUUCAGCAGCAACAGGACAAAAUACUAGAGACACGAUGAGAGUCCAUCAUCUGGUUGCAGUCCUGCUGCUGCUGUUCCUGUUGGGGCGGCAUGGCUCAGGAGGUAGAGCGGUUGUCUGGUAAUUGAACAGUUCCCGGCUCGAUCCCCAGCUCCUCCAGAGUGUGUCAAAGUGUCCUUGAGCAAGAUACUGAACCCCUCAUGGUUCCUGAUGAACAGCUAGGCACCUUGCAUGGAAGCCUCUGCCAUCA